AACGAUGUUGGCUAAUAUUUGGCUUUUUUUCGUCUUACUCAUUGGGUUAGUUACUGCACAAACCAUUGAAGACAUUGAGACAAUAUCAGCUGCUUAUGAAAAAACAAAUCGGCUUUCCCUCAAUUGGGGUCCAUAUAGAUCCAAUCUUUAUGUAGGAAUACGCCCACGUAUUCCUAAUUCGAUACUAACUGGUUUAUUGUGGUUUCCAGCUGAUACUUUCAACGCACCUUUGUUAUCAAAGCACUCGUGUGAACAGAAUCAUAACAUCCAAAAAUUUGGAUGGACUAAAUACGACCCUAGAUAUGGUGGAGUUGAGUCAAUCUAUGAUGACGACUCAAGGCUCAAUCUGACUACAGAGUUUGUUAAAACUGAUGAUGGGUUGAAUUGGGCGUUGAGAAUUAAAGGCAAAGCUGCAAGGCCGGAUUCUGUUAAUUCAGUGGUUUUCUACGCCGGUCUUCAGGAUGACGGAGAAAUCGGCCUUAGAAAUGAUUUUCAUCAAAAUUCAAACAAUUUAGUUAGUGGAGAUAUCGUCUUGGAUGGAAACAUGGAGAAAUUAGGCGGAAAGUUUAGCAUAAAGAUUGUUGAUGACGAGAAGAAUAGACACCCCGAAAGCUUUACCAUUGUUGAUGAUGAUUCUUUCGACCCUGCAUUCACCCACUACAUGUCUUUAAAUGUUCCAUUCGAAAAUGUUUGGAAGGCAAGUGAGAUUUUUUGGGCCUUGAUCAGGUUCAAUGUUGCUGAAUUAGAAGAAAAGGGAAAAAGGCCUGAAAUGUUUUCUCCUUUUGAACUAUUUCAAUUGAGAAAUCCAAAUCAGUUUUUCGGAAAUAUGCACCUUAUCCAAAAAACAUUUGUUGGAGAUUUUGAGUACGAUGUUAUUUACAACUCUGACGUAUCAGAGAACAAGAUUACCCAUGCAAAUAUUAAGGAGAUGUUUGAAAUUGCAUUGGCUAGAUUUGAUGAAAAGUUUACCAAACAAUUUCAGUUGAACGCUCCAUUCAACACCAAUGAAUACAUUGAUUUUGCCAAGGAAAUUUUAUCUCAAUUAAUGGGUGGUAUAAUAUAUGAGCACGGAGAUCAGCAAGUAGAUAGAAAUGCUGUCCUUGAUGAUGUUAAAUUUUCGCAUGCUGACUUGAAAGGUUCGAGUGAAGGUGACUACGAAUUAUUCACAUGCGUUCCUAGUAGGCCAUUUUUCCCGAGAGGUUUUUAUUGGGACGAAGGGUUCCACUUGUUACCCAUUCUUGAGUAUGAUUCUGAUCUAACAUUGGAUAUAGUUAAGAGUUGGUUUUCCUUAAUAGAUGACAAAGGUUGGAUUGCGAGAGAACAAAUAUUGGGUGAUGAAGCCAGAUCGAAGGUUCCUGCUGAAUUCACAGUUCAAAAUCCGAAUAUUGCGAACCCUCCAACAUUGAUGCUAAUUUUCAGUGAGCUAUUAGAUUCUGCUAAAAAGCUCCACUUAGAACAGCAAGUUAAUGCUGUUAAUCAUGAUAGUCUUUUCAAAGUAGAAAAUUUAAGAGAAUCGUUAGGAGACUUGCAUAAACAGAAACCUGAGUUAAUGAUCAACUAUGCACAAAAUAUCUAUUCCAAACUCCAGACUCACUAUGAAUGGUUCAGAAAGACACAAAAAGGAAACACAAAAGAGUUUGAAAGGCAUUAUGUAAACAAUGAUGAAGUCUAUAACUGGAAGGGAAGAACGCAAGAUCUUUGUUUGCCAAGUGGGAUAGAUGAUUAUCCUCGUUGUGAGGCUGAUAUCGGUGAGCUUAACGUUGACUUGAUAUCCUGGAUGGGAGUGAUGACCAGAUCCAUGUACAAAAUCGCUCAGUUGUUGGAAAAGCAGGACGAUGCCAAGUUGUACAAACAACGUUUGGAUGAUAUAGUUGCUAACAUCGGGCAAGUUCAUUGGUCAGAAGAUGUGCAUAGUUAUUGUGAUGUCACUGUGGAUGAUGAUGAUGAGGAUACUUUUGAAUGUCAUGAAGGGUACGUGUCCAUUAUGCCAUUUAUUCACAAACUCAUUCCAGUCAGUGAUACAGAAAAAUUAGAUGCAAUCAUUGAAAGUAUCAGAGACCCUAAUAGAUUGUGGAGUGAAUUUGGUGUAAGAUCUUUAUCAAAAAAAGACUCCAAAUUCCAUAAAGGAGAAGAUUACUGGAGAGGUCAUGUUUGGAUUAAUAUCAACUAUUUGACACUAGAAGCUUUGUACCAUUACGGAAGUCAAAAAAAUAAAUGAUCUUGGAGUAUAUGAAGAAAGAAUAUAGACCAUAUGGUGUAACAGAUCUUAUCCUCAAUUUACAUAACAAGGUCAACAAAACCAUGAUGACAAAACUUCUAGAUGAUAUGGUUGAGGAACAAAAGUUGAUUGUAAAACGAUACGGAAAGUUAAGCUUUUAUUGUUAUUCCGAACUCAAAUGUGAUGAAAAUGUCAAGCCGAUUGACUUUGAAACAUUGGGAGCAUUAAAACAAGAGCUUGGAGAAUAUGAAAAUGACUCCGCUGAGCACAAAAAGAGAAUUACACAAUUGAAAAACGAGUUAACCGAUGAUCAAUUAAAAGAAAAACAAAAGGCUUUGCAAGAAACC
Pichia membranifaciens NRRL Y-2026 is the source of this 2565-nucleotide messenger RNA. RefSeq lists its product as hypothetical. The coding region runs from base 5 to 2218 and encodes 737 amino acids. Gene Ontology annotation, biological process: protein N-linked glycosylation; oligosaccharide metabolic process. Gene Ontology annotation, molecular function: Glc3Man9GlcNAc2 oligosaccharide glucosidase activity. The record is from RefSeq and is a predicted model, not a curated record. NCBI's taxonomy places the organism in Eukaryota, Fungi, Ascomycota, Pichiomycetes, Pichiales, Pichiaceae. Gene Ontology annotation, cellular component: endoplasmic reticulum membrane. The transcript has 3 exons.